Molecule: messenger RNA, 1625 nt
Organism: Episyrphus balteatus (marmalade hoverfly)
Lineage: Eukaryota; Metazoa; Arthropoda; Insecta; Diptera; Syrphidae
Product: probable cytochrome P450 309a2
Exons: 8
Coding region: 77-1594 (505 amino acids)
Molecular function (GO): monooxygenase activity; iron ion binding; oxidoreductase activity, acting on paired donors, with incorporation or reduction of molecular oxygen
Source: RefSeq, a predicted model, not a curated record
UCUAUUAGCCUAGUCACGUCUUUGAAGGUCGAAGUGUUGGAUCUUUUUAUUUUUAUUUAUUUAUUUUGUUUGCAAUAUGGAACCAUUCCUGAUAACAAUUUCCCUAGUUUGUGUCCUUGGUGCAUUGAUUUAUAUUUAUUUAUCAUGGAAUUUCAACUAUUGGAGAAAUAGAAACGUCAAUGGCCCCCGUCCGAAUCUUGUCUUCGGAAAUGUGCCGGCUCUUAUAAAGCACAAUCGUCACAUGGCAUUUGACAUGCAAGAAAUAUAUGAAAAAUACAAAAAAUCUGGUGAAAGAUUUGUUGGGAUUUUUAUGACCCGCAAUCCCCAAAUACUUGUUAUCGAUCCGAAAACAGUCCGAGAAAUUAUGGUAUCGAAUUUUAAAGCUUUUCGUGGUAAUGAAUCUUCCUUGUGGAUCAAUCGAAACGUGGAAAAAGUAUCGAUAAGAAAUCCAUUUUUCUGUCUAACUGAGGAAUGGAAGGAGAGAAGAAUUGAUGUUGUCGGGGGGCUAAGUGCUAAUAGGCUCAAAUCAGCUAUUCCGAUCAUAUUUGGAGCAUGCAACAAACUUACAGAAUUUGUAAGAAAUGAAUUAGCCCAAUCGAAGAAUGUUAUUGAUCUAAAAGCUAUUUGUUACAAUUACACAGUCGAAGUAGUUUCUGACUUCAUUUGGGGCAUUAACGCAGAUGCUUUUAAAUCUGGCAAAACUGCAAAUGUUAUCCUAGAAAUGUCAAGAAAUUUACUGGAUACCUCAUUCAAACGAACCAGUUUCUAUUACAUGUCUGGAUUGGCACCAUUUUUGAGAAAUCUUUCGAAAAUGCGAUUUUUUCCAAAAGAAAGUGAUGAUUUCUUUAUGAAAAUACAAAAAGAUGCUUUGGAAUUGAGGUUGCGUAAUAAGAACGAUCGUCCAGAUUAUUUGAAUUAUCUAAUCCAACUGAGCGAAAAGAAAAAUGUCAGUCUUAUUGAUAUGAUUGGUCAUAGUAUGACAGUUUUGUUGGAUGCAUUUGAAACAUCAGCGGCUAUGAUGUAUCAUGCACUUUAUUAUUUAGCUAGCAACCAAACUGCCCAAAAUAAGUUAAGGAAAGAAAUCAUGGAUAAUUUAGAUGAACAUAAUGGAAUAAGCUAUGAUACUCUAAUGGAGCUUCCAUAUUUGGAUCAGUGUAUUAAUGAAACUAUUCGUUUGACAUCACCAAUUCCAGUUUUCUCAAGAAGAUGUAUUGAGCAAACAUUUUUGGAAAACUCCGAAAACGUUAACAUUCAAAUUGAUCCAGGAAUGAUGUUACAUAUUCCAACAUAUGCAAUUCAUCAUGAUCCAGAAAUAUUUCCAAAUCCAAAUGAUUUUAUUCCAGAACGAUUCAAUGAUGGAUUCGCUAAAGAAUUAACUCAAAAAGGAUCUUUUCUACCAUUUGGUGAUGGUCCUAGAAUUUGUGCUGGAAUGAGACUUGGACAAUUGGAAACGAAAGCUGGUGUUUUUGAAAUUAUAAGAAAUUUCAAACUGAGUCGUAAGGAUGAUAACACUUCAAAACAUAUCGUAGAUCCAGGAGCUUUUAUAAUUGGAUUGGCUGGUGAUUUGCUUGUUGAAUUUGAAUUAAUCAAAUAAAGUAUCUGCAUAAAUUUUGUUUAAAAAUAUU